UGGAUGCGCUUAGCGGUGAUAACGAUCUCUUAGUAUAAAAGGAGUAGCGUGACUUUUCUAUCAUCAGUGGAUGCAGAUUAGUAGUGUGUGGAUUCACAAUGGGAUCGGUCACUUUGCUCUUGGUGCUACUGAGCUCCACUGCAGUUCUUUCAAUACCAGCAUCUGAGGGAGCAAGAUUCAGACGAGAUAGCUCUACGCUUCCUGCACCCGGUGUUUGCGGUUUGAGUUUGGCGGAUCGGAUAGUAGGCGGAACUAGAACAGCCAUCAAUGCGUAUCCUUGGGCAUCCCUGCUCCUGGCUCAGCAUAAGCAAGGCGGUACUGCCGUUCCGUUUUGCGGAGCAUCGUUGAUUUCGGAUCGAUUUGUCCUGUCCGCAGCGCACUGUAUCCCCGAACCGUCCGAGAGCUACAGAAUAGCAAAGGUUCGUCUCGGUGAGUGGGAUAUUUUGAGUAAGAAUGAUUGCGAGGAUGAUCACUGUUCAGAUGACCCGAUUGAUGCCCCGGUCGAAAGCAUUGAGGUUCAUAAGGAAUACUCGGGUGAACCGGAUUUCCACAAUGACAUUGCCUUACUCAAAUUGGAAAACCCAGUAACCUUCACUGAGUUCAUUUCACCGGUGUGUCUUCCGAUGAGUCAAAAACUUCUAACGAAAUCAGAAAGCGGACGCAAAUUCACUGCAGUUGGAUGGGGUGAUAUCAAACACGAUGCUAAAAAUAGAGAUGUCCAAAUUGGUAAUCGCUACAAAUUUGAGGUGAAGCUUCCUGGAGUACCAUUAUCAACUUGCCGCACAUCGUAUCCUAACCUGCGGGACACGGAAAUGUGCGCCGGAAAAACUGGUAAGGACACUUGCCAGGGUGACUCCGGUGGACCGCUGUCCAUCGCGGAAAAUGACGGCUAUUGGUAUCAGUAUGGUGUGGUCAGCUAUGGUUACGGUUGUGGAUGGCGAGGAUAUCCGGGCGUGUACACUCGCGUUACCAGCUUCAUACCGUGGAUCAAGGAAAAUAUGAAAAAGUUAAGCAAAACUAGUAGCAGUCCGGCCAAUUCUGGAAGCACAACGUUCUCUUCGGAUUGGGAACAUCUCAUACAUAUAUUGAAUAAUAUUUAUGUCGACUGAGAAUUACAUACCAGUUAAUAAAUCUUGGUGCAUAUAUCAACUGCUUUUUGUAUGAAAGCAUGUAUUGUAGUUAUCAGUCACUGUUUGAAUAAAAAUAUGAACAUUUGCAAGGAUAGCA
Messenger RNA from Armigeres subalbatus, 1227 nucleotides. RefSeq names its product CLIP domain-containing serine protease B4-like. Bases 99 to 1109 code for a protein of 336 amino acids. Gene Ontology annotation, molecular function: serine-type endopeptidase activity. The transcript is spliced from 4 exons. Gene Ontology annotation, biological process: proteolysis. Lineage: Eukaryota; Metazoa; Arthropoda; Insecta; Diptera; Culicidae. The record is from RefSeq and is a predicted model, not a curated record.